Molecule: messenger RNA, 855 nt
Organism: Vicia faba (fava bean)
Lineage: Eukaryota; Viridiplantae; Streptophyta; Magnoliopsida; Fabales; Fabaceae
Source: the annotation of a GenBank genome assembly
AUGAAUCAUCUUCAUUCCUUACCUUAUACUACUAAUAACUUACUCUAUGGUUUGGAUUAUCAUAAUAAUCUUGGACUUGUCAAUUCAGACAACAACAUGUCUAUAAUUAUGGAUGGAAGUGCGACUUCAUUUUCAACUCAAGAGUCUUAUUUUUCAACUGGUUAUUUAGAAGAUGCUUUGGUUGAGUUUGGUGAAAGUUCUAAACGUAGACGUUUACUGCCAUAUACUGAUACUGAUGAUGAACAAAGCAAAAGUACUAUUACUACUACUUCCAUUGAUGAUUUUGAUAAGAGCUUCUGGAAUUUCAACUCUAUAUGGAACCAACCAGUGGAGAAUUUCUACUGCAUGGAUCAGAUUGAAAGGAUUUGUGGUUUUUCAGAUGAGCAUAUAAGUCCAUUAAGGAGUAGAAUGAAUGAGCAACAAAACAUUGUUGGAGAAGACACUAAAACAACACAAGAGACAAUAUCAGCUUCUGAAUCACCAAAUUCCUCCUCAUCUUCAUACAAAGAAUUAUUACCUAAAACCAGCAAAGACAAAGACACCCCACUUGGAAGUAGUAGUAGUAGUGAGGAGACGAUGAGAAAGAAGAGAGUGUUAAGAAGUACAAGAGUGGUGUAUCCAUUUGCAUUAGUAAAACCAGGAGGAGAAGAAGAUGAAGUGACACUAAGUGACAUAAAUGAAAGGAUGUUAAUGGCACCAACAAGACCAGUAAGGCAUCCAGUUGGUGACUUUGCAUGUCGGCCAUGCGUAUCUGCAACAGGUCCAGGCCUUUCAGGGAAAGCAGUGGUGGCCCUUACUAGAAUCCACACUCAAGGUAGAAGAGGCACCAUCACUAUUAUCAGAACCAAAGACUAA